Ipomoea triloba (trilobed morning glory) is the source of this 3100-nucleotide messenger RNA. RefSeq names its product protein RDM16. NCBI's taxonomy places the organism in Eukaryota, Viridiplantae, Streptophyta, Magnoliopsida, Solanales, Convolvulaceae. The record is from RefSeq and is a predicted model, not a curated record. The transcript is spliced from 6 exons. Gene Ontology annotation, cellular component: U4/U6 x U5 tri-snRNP complex. Gene Ontology annotation, biological process: mRNA splicing, via spliceosome. Bases 112 to 2757 code for a protein of 881 amino acids.
CCAUAUCCGGAUAAAAGUUCCUUUAAACGGCUAAACCUAAUCGCAUCUGAAGAAGUUCAUACACUUUACCGAAGGGGGAGGGGAGAGUUGGAAUCGCAGGGAAACCUUAGGAUGGAGAAGGAGAAAUCCAGUCGCAAAGACAGAGAAUCAGCAAAGGAAAGAGAGCACAAGCACCGAAGUUCCAAGGACAAGUCUAGGGAUGCUGCCAGCGACGAAGACGAUAAUCGCCAUCACCACCGCCAUCGCUCAAAGCACCGUGGCGGAGACGACGACGACGACCGCCGCAGGUCGGACAAUCGCCACCGUCGGCAUUCCGAGGAGGAUUCCUUCGAUCGGGAGAGAUCGACUGAGCGGCACAGGAGUGAGAGAGAGGGAAGCUUAGACAGGCGCGAGAAAUCUCACGAUCGGGACAAGCGCGAGAGAUCGCACGAGCGGGAAACUAAGAGAGAAGAGUCUGUGGAGAGGCGGCAUUUUAGUAAGAGGAAAGAGAGAGGAGACAGUGAGGAUAGAAAUGAUGGAGCUGAGAAGAGAGCUAGGGUUUCCGAGGGAAAGAAUGAGAAUGGAAAGGAGAAGGAAGAUAGAAGGGAGAGGAGGAGAUUUGAUGACGGUGAGGUGAAGGAAGAGAGGAGAGAAAGGAAGAGAUUUGAGGAUAAAGUGAAACAGGAUGAUAUGGGGGUUGAUGAGGAAAGGAUGGAAAGGGAAUUCCAAAAUAGAACUUUUAAGAAAGAGGAGCCAGUUGAAGAUGCUCAACAUGUCGAUUCUGUUGCCAAUGGUCUAGCAAUGGAAUCAUCCAACAAGGCACCAAGGACUUUGCCUGAAACCUCUUUGGCUCCUGUUGAUCCUCCUGCUACCAAGGUAUCUUCGAUUUCUACAAAUGAAAAUAAGGGAGUUAAUAUUAACAGAUCUCAUGAGGUUCCUGGGAAAUCCAGUACAGAUGGGACAGCUUCCGGUGCUGGCAAGAGAGCAGGCUUCUCUCUUGAUGCUUUAGCUAAAGCCAAGAGAGCUUUACAAAUGCAAAAGGAGCUAGCGGAAAAGCUUAAGAAGAUUCCUACAUUAAAUAAGGGUGCUGGUCCAACUAGAGAGGGUAGUCAACAAGUGGGAGCUACAGAGAGCCAUAAAGCCUCAUCAAGUAGUGCUGGAGUACAGCCAGCUCUAGUUGCAUCUUCCAAUUCUGGUAUACUACCCACACCAGCAAGUGCUGCCCCGAGCACGUUAGACCUGCCCGCAGGAGCCUCUGUCAAUCUACCACCUAGUGGCUUACCUCAUCUUGCUGGGCUAACAGCACAGAAAUAUGAAGCGGUUAAACGUGCACAAGAGCUUGCUGCAAAGAUGGGAUUUCGACAAGACCCAGAGUUUGCUCCCCUUAUAAACAUGUUUCCUGGGCAGAUGCCACAAGAAGUUACCAUUCAGCCAAAGCCUGCCAAAGCUCCUGUUCUCCGAUUGGAUGCUUUGGGCAGGGAAAUAGAUGAACAAGGAAAUGUUGUUAAUAUGCCUAAACCAUCUAGUACUCUUAAGGUAAACAUCAAUAAAAAGAAAAAGGACGCUUUCCAAAUAUUGAAACCAGAGCUUGAAGUUGAUCCUGACGAAAAUCCCCAUUUUGAUGCUAGGAUGGGUCUUAACAAAAAUAAGAUUCUAAGACCCAAGAGGAUGAGUUUUCAGUUUGUAGAGGAAGGCAAAUGGUCCAGGGAUGCAGAAAUAAUUAAGUUGAAGAGUCAAUUUGGAGAAGCACGUGCCAAGGAGCUAAAAGCAAAGCAAGCACAAUUAGCAAAGGCAAAAGCAGAGCCUGAUAUAAAUCCAAAUCUCAUUGAGGUCUCACAGAGAGUUUUCACCCAGGAAAAGCAAAAGGAACCAAUUCCUGAGGUUGAGUGGUGGGAUGUUCCUAUCUUGCAAUCUGGUGCUUAUGGUGACAUCACUGAUGGCAAUAUAAGUCAUGAUAAGUUGAGGAUGGAGAUGAUCACCAUUUAUGUUCAGCACCCACGCCCUAUUGAGCCUCCUGCAGAACCAGCUCCACCUCCACCACAACCACUGAAGCUAACCAAAAAGGAGCAGAAGAAGCUUCGUACUCAGCGUAGGUUGGCUAGAGAGAAGGACAAGCAAGAGAUGAUUAGACAAGGACUAUUGGAACCACCAAAACCAAAAGUUAAAAUGAGUAACCUCAUGAAAGUUCUUGGAUCAGAAGCCACCCAAGAUCCCACAAAGCUUGAAAUGGAGAUUAGAAGUGCUGCUGCUGAGCGUGAGCAAGCUCAUAUAGACAGGAACAUAGCUCGUAAGCUUACCCCUGAUGAGCGGCGUGAAAAGAAAGAGAGGAAACUUUUUGAUGACCCCAAUACCACGCUGGAGACUAUAGUUUCUGUAUACAAAAUCAACGAUCUUUCGCACCCACAGACCCGCUUCAAGGUGGAUGUCAAUGCUCAGGAGAACCGUAUGACAGGGUGUGCAGUGAUUUCGGACGGUAUUAGUGUUGUGGCAGUUGAAGGCGGCAAAAAAGCUAUUAAACGUUAUGGGAAACUUAUGCUCAGGCGGAUUGAUUGGGCUGCCGCUGUCAAACAGGAAGAGGAUGAAGACGAAGACGAGGAUGAAGAAAAGCCCAUCAACAAGUGUGUGUUGGUUUGGCAAGGGAGUGUUGCUAAACCAAGCUUCCACAAAUUCUUUGUUCACGAAUGCAGGACUGAAGCUGCAGCCCGGAAAAUUUUUGCUGAUGCAGGUGUUCCCCACUACUGGGAUCUCGCUGUCAACUUCAAAGACGAAGAACUUUAAAUUGAUGGAAACCAUCCCAAUCUCCACUGGUGCUGCCACACAAACCGCAACUUGCUUCUUUCAUUGCGAAUCCAUUAUCAUCCGUAAAUCUUACAGCGUGUUUGUCCGGAAGGGAAAAAUAAUCAGAAUUUUACUCUUAUAUGGACUUAUGGACUAUGUAUGAUAUGAGUAUGCUUAUCCAGCUUUAAACUGGAUCAAUUUGUCGAUGUCCUUUGUACACUUUGGUGACCUAAUUGACUCUGCUUUGUUGCUCAGCAGUCGGCAUGAGAUGAACGGCACUGAUGUUCGUUUGGGAAAAAAGAAAACUAUUUGAAUGAAACGUCGCGGUUUUAUGAUUCCAUAA